AUGACUACUACAAGAAAAGCAGCGCGUCAAAUUAUAGGAAAUUUGACAAGAUCUUCUAUAAUCAACGUAAAGAGAAAUUUAAUAACAAGGCAUUCUUCUUUUUCUCCUAAAGCUCAAGCUUUGAUACCAUUUGUAGUCGAACAAACGUCAAGAGGAGAACGUUCUUAUGAUAUAUUUUCUAGACUUUUAAAAGAAAGGAUUGUCUGCUUAAAUGGUCACAUAGAAGAUAGCGUAGCAGCGGUAGUAGUAGCCCAAUUAUUAUUUCUAGAAGCUGAAAAUCCCGAAAAACCAAUUAGUUUAUAUGUUAAUAGUCCAGGUGGAAGUGUUACUGCUGGAAUGGCUAUCUAUGAUACUUAUAUUCAAUCACCAGUAUCAACUCUUUGUAAUGGACAAGCAUGUUCGAUGGGUUCAUUACUUUUAGCAGCUGGUGAACCAGGUAAACGUUACGCGUUACCACAUUCAAGUAUAAUGAUUCAUCAACCAAUUGGAGGUGCUUCAGGUCAAGCAAGUGAUAUUGCUAUUCAUGCAAAAGAAAUAUUAAGGGUAAGAGAAAGACUGAAUAAAAUCUAUCAAAAACAUACUAAAAAGCACACUUUGGAUGAGAUUGCAGUGGAAAGAGAUUAUUUUAUGACUGCAGAUGAAGCAAAGGAAUUUGGUUUGGUUGAUAGAGUAUUAGAAAAGAGAGAGAUUAAACCAUCAGAACCUACCAUCUAA
Messenger RNA from Diversispora eburnea, 714 nucleotides. The record is from the annotation of a GenBank genome assembly. Lineage: Eukaryota; Fungi; Glomeromycota; Glomeromycetes; Diversisporales; Diversisporaceae.